AUGGCCUCCACUUCGGUGAUCCUCAGCCGUGAAGAAACGGCAGCACCUGCCACGACAUAUUCCUACUGCAGCCGCCCCCGGGCUGUGCCCUCCAGGCGGCGAUACCGGAGUACCCUGGAAGCCACAGAGCUCGAUGAGGAACCAAUCCGCUAUGCCAAUCUUAUGUACGAGAGGAGAGUGGUCCGAGGCAAUACUUACGCCCUUCACAUGCUACCUUGGAGUGGCGAACCUGACCCUGUUGAGCUCCAGAAGCAGAGGGAAGCCCACCGCAAAGCGCUGGCUAGGAAACGUGCCAGAGAACAGCUGCAGACAAGGACCCCAGACCCUUUGGAGGGCAGGCGGCAUAUCAGUGUGCAGACAGAAUUAUACCUGGAAGAGCUUGCUGACCGCAUUGUAGAAGUUGAUGUGGAAUGUCAAACGGAUGCAUUUUUGGACCGACCAGCAACACCCCUUUUCAUUCCUGCAAAGUCUGGUCGAGAUGUGGCCACUCAGAUAUUGGAAGGAGAGCUGUUUGAUUUCGAUAUUGAAGUCAAGCCAAUGCUCGAGGUUUUAGUCGGGAAAACCAUCGAACAGGCUCUGCUGGAAGUCAUGGAGGAGGAAGAGCUGGCCCGUCUGCAGGCGCUCCAGUACGCCUUUCAUGAACUGCGCCGGGCAGAGCUUGCAGAGCUGCAGCGCCUGGAGGAGCAGGAGAGACGCCACCGAGACGAGAAGUUCCGCCGUAGGAAACAGCAACUGGAAGUCCUGCAGAAACAGAAGGAGACCUCUGAAAAAAUUGCAGCUCGGGCAUUUGCUCAGCGGUACCUGUCCGACCUCAUUCCUUCCGUCUUCGGUAGCCUUCGAGAUAGUGGAUACUUCUUUGAUCCGGUGGAAAGAGAUAUUGAAAUUGGAUACUUGCCGUGGUUGAUGGACAAAGUAGAAGAGACCAUAGAGAAGAGGAUUCUGGGAGGAAUCAUGAUUGACAGCUUAAUUCGUGACACGAUGGGAAUGCGGUUAGGCGCUUAUGAAAUGGGAAUAAUGCUGCCAACGAUUGGCCAACCACAAGAAGUUAUCCAACAUUCUGAUGAGGAAGCCGAUCGCAAACCCUCUGUUGAAGUUGUUAUAGGAACAGAGCUCUCGGAUCAGCUGGAAGGCUCAGCCCAGCCCGAAACCUCAGAGCAACCAAUAUAUUCAGGUCAGCUGGAAGCCUCGGAUCAAGCAGAAGGCUCAGCUCAGCUGGAAGCCUCAGAUCAGGCAGAAGGCUCAGCUCAGCUGGAAGCCCCAGAUCAGGCAGAAGGCUCAGCUCAGCUGGAAGCCUCAGAUCAGGCCAAAGCAGCAGAAGAACUAGAAACCAAGGAUGAUGAACCACAGUGAAGACCAAACAAACCAGGGAACUCAGCAGAUACAACAUGACUUUGCUCCAGCACAGUUGUGAAAAACCAUCGACAAAUGAUCACAUUUCAUUAGUUCUGGUGGGCAGGGAAUGAAACCGCAAGAGAUGAGUUCUAGAAACGUUUGCAAGAGCCCUCCCUGUCAGCCCUAUGUAAAGACAUCGAUUUCUAUAUUUUUUCAAUAAAUAGGCUUUAGUUUUUGCAUUCUUGUUUGAGAAGUUUCAAUGCACUAACUUGCUAAAUGCAAUCCAGCAAAAGUUAGUUGGGAUUAAGUCCAACUGAGAAAUCCACGGACUUGCAGUUUAAUUGGACACAAUAACAACAAGCUUCUGCCGGGUUGUGUGAGUUGGUUAGUUUUUCCAAACAUUCUUUUGGCUUUUAUAAAAUGUUUCCAGUAAAUAGGUUAUAAGAGCUUUCUCUUCUGAUUGUUAAAGAUGUUGUGUUUGUAUUUUGCCUUCUGUUGAAUGCUGCCGCUUAGUUUUUCUGCUAAUGUGCAUCUAUAUCUAUAGAUAAUAGAAAAUUUAGGAACAUUUUGUUGUUGUUUUUUCCUUGAUUGCAUUUUAAGUCUGAUUUAUUCAUGACUUCAGCACAAAAAAGAAAUGCUUUAAAAUGUUCAUUUGCCAGUGUAAAACGAAUCACCGAGGAAGUAAAUGGAGUGUCUGAUGUAGUGUCUCUGCUGGCCUGUUAUUUAAAUAACCGUGUGAGUUUCACAUUAGAAACUUCAGCUGAUUAUUUUUUGCAUGCUGCCACUCUGCUUGGCUAACUGCGGCGUCUUCUUCUCUUGUUGGAGGAAGGCUUCUUAUGUCAGAGGAAGGCACUGCCAUUACCUGAGCCAGGAAGCCACCUACAGUUUUUUUGGCCCAGUUGAUUUCCCCCCUAAUUUGAAAAUUUAACACAAACUAGUAAUCAUAUAUUUUUUUUAACCCCCAGAAAUGUACAAGAAACAUACUAAAUUGCAACCCUGAUUCUAAAAACUUUGAUUUAUUAAAAUGGGCAUGGUAAAUGUUAUUUCCUGAUCCACUUAUAUUUCUGUUUGGGAACCAAGCUGCACGUUCAGGAAAUAUCUGCGAUAAACAGUUCUUGACUAUACCACUUCAGGAUAUGUGUGCAGAAGCAAUAUAUGUAUUUACAUGAUGGAAUUCUCCUUUGUGUUGAAGAUCCCCUGCCUAAAGACAUGUAGCACAUGAUAAAGAACCAUUCUGGCCUUCUCCAUGAUGUGCUAGUUUUCUGUAUGUGGGGGUUCAGUUAGAGAAUGGUGCAUUCCAAAUGCAUUGCUUGGGAGGACUCUACGUGUGCUGUUUCUUAAUGUGUAUGUUGGCUUUGGUAAGGAAUCUAUUGUUAAAUGUGUUUCUCUCUACCGAAAUAUAUUUUGUGUGUACCGAUAAUAAAGAGGAU
This is a messenger RNA of Eublepharis macularius, 2762 nucleotides long. RefSeq names its product radial spoke head protein 3 homolog B-like. The transcript has 9 exons. The record is from RefSeq and is a predicted model, not a curated record. Bases 1 to 1350 code for a protein of 449 amino acids. Gene Ontology annotation, cellular component: cilium. NCBI's taxonomy places the organism in Eukaryota, Metazoa, Chordata, Lepidosauria, Squamata, Eublepharidae.